AAAUAAAAUAUAAAAAUAAAGAGAAAAAGAGAGAGAAAAUGCGAGAAAGAGAAGACCUUUGUGGCAUUGUCUAAUUGUAUCCACUGAAAAAGCGCGAUAAAAAGCGAGUCACCGACCAAGCAAGUCGCCGGUGAAAAUCCGAUGCAGUCCACUGACAACGGCGGCGGAAAAGGAGGAGGUGGUGAGGUGAGUCGAGGUGGGUUGUCUCGGAUCCGUUCAGCUCCGGCGAAUUGGAUUGAAACCCUACUCCAGGAUGAUGAAGAAGAUGAUUUGAAACCUGACCUCUGUUUAACUGAGCUUCUCACCGGAAACUCGUCCGGAAUAACGAGUCGUGACUUGUUUGAGUUCCCGAGUGCUGUUGAGCAGGGAUUGUACACUAACCAAGGUGGCUUUCACCGCCAGAACAGCUCUCCUGCGAAUUUUCUCGGUGGCUCUGCUGCUGGGAGUGAUGGGUUUUUCUCAAAUUUCGGGAUUCCCGCUAACUACGACUACUUGCCGCCGCCGAACGAUGACAUUUCUCCGGCGAGUAAACGGUCGAGGGAGUUCUCUUCUCAGUUGAAAGAAGAGCAAAUGAGUGGUGGUGUAUCAGGGAUGAUGGAGGAUAAGCUUCUUGAGGACUCGGUUCCUUUUAGGGUUCGUGCUAAACGCGGAUGUGCAACUCAUCCUCGUAGCAUUGCUGAGCGGGUGAGGAGAACGCGGAUAAGUGACCGGAUCAGGAGGCUGCAAGAACUUGUUCCUAACAUGGAUAAGCAAACCAACACUGCAGACAUGUUAGACGAAGCUUUGCAGUAUGUGAAAGCUCUUGAAAGCCAGAUCCAGGAGUUGACGGAGCAGCAGAAGAGGUGCAGAUGCAAACCUAAGGAAGAAAAUUAAGGUUUUAGGAUUGAUAUACAUAUAUAUAUAUAUAUAUAUAUAUAUUAUUAAAAAUAUAUAUUUUCAAAUAUUUUUCAAAAAAUUUCUUCGGUUUACGGUGCUGGUUGGAUUUGAUAUUGGUUAUGGGAUAUAAACUUUAAGAACCGUUCGAAUAUAUACGUCAGGUCUAAUAGAGUAUGAGACUUUUAUUUUUGAGUCGAUUCUGAGUCGGGUUUUUUGGAUACAAAAUAUUCUUGAUUAGUUAUGUUAGGUAACUAAUAAGAAAAUAUAAUAUGUUACAAACUUUAGGAAUAAAGUGAAAAUAGUUUAUGAUAUGCAUAUGACAGAAGUGUACAUUUAUGCAACUUAACAUAUUUAAUAUAGUUACCAAAAUGAUAUUAAAUUAAUAUUAAACACAAAUAUGAGUACAAAAAAUAACAUAAAUAUAAAUAUUAAAUUUUACAAAAAAAAACCGUAAACAAAAAAUAUACCCACCAUUUCAAGGGUGGAUCAGAAUCUAGUAUUUUUUAAA
Messenger RNA from Brassica rapa (field mustard), 1384 nucleotides. Its product is annotated as transcription factor bHLH80. The record is from RefSeq and is a predicted model, not a curated record. Gene Ontology annotation, cellular component: nucleus. Lineage: Eukaryota; Viridiplantae; Streptophyta; Magnoliopsida; Brassicales; Brassicaceae. Gene Ontology annotation, biological process: regulation of transcription by RNA polymerase II. Gene Ontology annotation, molecular function: protein dimerization activity; DNA-binding transcription factor activity, RNA polymerase II-specific; RNA polymerase II cis-regulatory region sequence-specific DNA binding.